CGUCCUCCCCGUCCCCUCCCCCCGGUCUGUGAAGGUCAUUACACCCAGGCAGUCGCGGUCCAAUAUAGCGCAUGCGCCCGGGCCCUGGCAGAGGCAGGAGAGGCGGCACACUGACUGUACAUACAGAGCAGCAGGCAUACACACAGCAGGCAAUAUGGCGAGAAUGCCUGGCAGCGGGGACUGCACCCCGGGCACCGCAGAGAUAGAGCCCAUGCAGGGGCAGCCCCGGUCCGCACAGCACCGCCUGCAGCCGGGCAGCGCCGGUGAAGAAGAAGAAGAAGAAGAGGAGGAGGAGGAUGAUGAGAUCCAGGAGAUCCAGAUCACAGGGGAUGAGGAGGAGGAGGACGAGCUGCUGCUGCUGGAGGAGGAUGAGGAUGAGGAGGAGGAUGACAUGCCGCUGGAGGAGUGGGAGGACGGGCCGCUGCUGGAGUCCCCCUACACCCGGCUAGGUGAGCGUGCAGCUGGCAUCGCCCCGCACCACCCGCUGCAGCGCCCGCUCCUGGCGCCCGGCCUGCGCUCCGGAAUGGUGGCCGAGGACGUGGAGCCGCUGCUACUGCAGUUCGGGGGCUCAGGCAGAGUCGCGGACGGGGGCAGCUGUGCGGGAUCCCCGUCCGAGCGGCCGGAGCGAGCCCGGCUGAGCGAGAACACCCGCCUGGCCACCCGCUACGCCGUGCGCAUCUUCCGGGAGUACCUGAGCGAGAAGGCGCAGAGCCCGGACUUUGAGAACAUGGACAAGGAGGCGCUGUGCCGGGUGCUGCGCUCCUUCUACGCCGAGGCGCGCUCCAAGAGCGGCCAGCUCUACAGCAAGUCCUCCCUCAUCAGCAUCCGCUCGUCCCUGAACCGCUACCUGAACGAGCCGCCCUACUGCCGCACGCUGGACCUGACCAAGGACCCGGAGCUGCGCAGCGCCAACCUGACCCUGGCCGCGGUCAUCCGUAAGCUGGAGGAGCAGGGGGCCGGCCCGGUGGUGCAGAAGCAGGCCAUCACCCGGGCGGACCUGCGCAAGCUCUACACCUCCUGCGUCUUCAGCGCCGCCUCUCCCUUCGGGCUCCUCAACAAGGUCUGGUUCGAGACCUGCAUGUACUUCUGCACCCGGGGACGGGAGAACCAGCGGGAGCUGGAGGAGGACUCCUUCGGACUGGCCAUGGACGAGGACGGCCGGCGCUUCGUCUACUUCAAGGCUCUGGGGCCCUACCACAAGUCCCGCUCCUCCUCCUGGGGCAAGAAGCGCUGCGGCGGGCCGGCCGUAGUGGGCGGCAGCUGCAGCGGAGCCGGCGGCGCGGAGGGGGACGAGGAGAACCUGCCCCGCAUGUACGAGACGGGCACCGAGUUCUGCCCCUACGCCAGCUUCGUCAAGUACCUGGCCAAGCGCAACCCGCUGUGCAAGGCCUUUUUCCAGCGGCCCCGGGACCACUGCAGCGAGUCCGACGUCACCUGGUACGAGAACAAGGCCAUCGGCAAGAACCUGCUGGGCACCCGCAUGCAGAUGCUCUCCAAGGCGGCCAAGCUCUCCAAGACCUACACCAACCACUGCAUUGGCGCCGUCUCCGUGGCCACCCUCAACAGCAUCGCCGGCAUCGGCACCAAGCUGGGGCCCCCCUACUUCAUGGACAGCAUGAACGGCGGCAGCAGGCACAGGUCAGUGGCCCCCAGCAACAUAUGCAUCCUGCCCAAGCCCAAUGGUGGCCUGCAGGAGCUCAAGACUGAGGCGCUCAAGAGGCCGGGCUACGAUUCCAGCCAGCCGGUGUAUGGGGAUGCCUGCAGCCCUCCCUCUCCAAAGAGACUCCGCAUCAGGUCUGCGGAGCCCUCAGACUGUGUCCUGCUUGUGUCUGUCAAGAGUGACCCUCAGCCACCCUGCCCAGAGACUAAUGGACACAUGGUGCUGGCUGCCUCGCCCGCUGUCACCUCGCCCACUGUGGUGUCCCCAGUCCAGGACACCAGACCCAACAUGUCAAGACCUCUGAUCACUAGAUCACCUGCGUCACCUCUGAACAAUCAAGGCAUUCCUACGCCAGCACAACUCACUAAGUCCAAUGCACCUGUUCACAUUGAUGUUGGUGGACACAUGUACACUAGCAGUUUGGCAACCCUAACAAAAUACCCAGAUUCUAGAAUUGGAAGACUCUUCGAUGGUACAGAGCCCAUUGUGUUGGACAGUUUAAAACAACAUUACUUCAUAGACCGAGACGGACAAAUGUUUCGUUAUAUAUUGAACUUCCUGCGUACAUCAAAGCUACUAAUCUCUGAUGAUUUUAAAGACUACACUCUACUAUACGAAGAAGCAAAGUACUUCCAGCUUCAGCCAAUGCUUCUGGAACUGGAGAGGUGGAAGCAGGACAGAGAAUCUGGACGUUUCUCUAGGCUUUGUGAAUGCUUGGUCGUCAGAGUCGCCCCAGAUCUUGGUGAAAGGAUUACGUUGAGUGGAGACAAGUCUCUAAUAGAGGAAGUUUUUCCAGAAAUUGGGGAUGUGAUGUGUAAUUCUGUCAAUGCGGGCUGGAACCACGACUCUACACAUGUAAUUAGAUUUCCACUUAAUGGAUACUGCCACCUCAACUCCGUUCAGGUGCUGGAGAGGUUGCAGCAACGCGGCUUUGAGAUUGUAGGAUCAUGCGGAGGAGGAGUUGACUCUUCUCAAUUUAGUGAAUAUGUAUUGAGGCGAGAACUGAAAAGGACAUCUCGUGCGCCCUCUGUCAUUCGAAUAAAGCAGGAGCCAUUAGAUUGAAUGGACAAUUUUCUUAUGCAAAAUGGGACAAUUUAUGUUCAGUUGGGACCCAUGUCCAAGAAUUAACACUGAUAAGACAUUUCAGUCACCUCAAAAGACAUUAACAGCUGUUACACAGCGGCAUCAGGAAUACAAGUCAGGACGGUAACUACAGGAUAUUAAAGUCUAGAAAAACCUGUAAAAUGAUAAAAGGGUACUGUAAUAACUACACAUUAUUCACACCUGAGACUGUACACUAGAAAAUAUACCAUAAGAUGAAUUAUGUUCCUAGUUUUUCUUCCUUGCAGUAUAGCGUUUUAGUUGCUUAUAAUAUCCAAAGGGGGUUAUGGCAUAAAACAACCACUACCGUGAGAUUUUCUAUUGCCAUAAACACAUGUCGAAAGGGGAGGGGGGAGUCCCGCAGUACAGUUACGUUAUGUUCGCUGGCUUCAAUUCUUCACUGCCAGAGGUUGUACCUUACACUCCGGGUUCCCCCUGGCAGUGAAGUGGUUACUGCCAGCUGCUAUGCAUCGGGCUGAUGCAUUUUGACAUUUGCAUACAUUGUUGUUGGGGUUUUUUGUUUUCAUGUCCACCCUUUUAAUUUACUUGGAAUAAUGUUAUGAUCUGUAUCUGAUCUUUAUUUGUGAUGGGUUUUUGAAACCUCUUUUCCUAAGAGAGAAAAAAAAAUGGGUUAGCCAGUGAUGGGCAGAUUUAAGCUCUUAUUACUUGAAAAUUAGAACUGCUUUAAUUCCUCUAGUGCAAGUGCAUUCCUGUCAAGCAUCCCUGAUCUACAAACACAAGCUGGCAUUAAAAACGGGAUUGACUAAAAUUCUUUAUUGCAAAAGAUAUUUUGAAAGUUAGAACAACCCAAGUGUUUACUGAUGUGCAAUUCUUCCAUUAAUGCAGUCUGAACAGUUGUUUAUUUGUAAAAGGACGGGGAGGAAAAAGCAGUAGUCGCCAGAUCCAAUGUGUAGUCCCCUCUUUCUUGUUGGAGUUAGAGCUGUGGACCUAUUUGUUUCAUAUACAUUUAGGGUAUUUAAAAAAAAAAAAAAAGUGCACCUCCUGAACCUAUUUAUUUCCACAUAUGAUUGGUCUAUGGGCAUUGAACUUGUCACCUACCUACAAUGGAGGCAGCUAUUUUGUGGUCCAACUUAACAUUGAUGAAAAGGCAUCAUAUUAAAUCACUAUGAACAUGUGAACCCAUUGAGAUUCUUUUCAACACAGAGGCUGGCGCUGUGUAGGGGAAACAAAUAUUCACGAAAAUGUAGCUCAUUAGUUCACUAGGAACCCUUGACCGCACAUAGGUACAUAACCUGAGUCAUGCAAGUGGGUCCUAGUGAACUGUUAACAGAGAUUGCGUUCAUGAAAACGAACCUAUGUGCUUGAAUCAGGGGCACUUAAGAUAAUGAGAGUGUGAGAGAAUGUGCACACACACAGAAAUAACUGGCUUUGACACAGUUGUAUGUAUUUAGCUUAUUUAUUAUUAUGUAUUUACUGGGUAAAAGGAGUAUCCACCUGUCAUUUUUCUUAUAGCAGUGGAAAAAAAAUCUUAAAACCUUACAGUAAAGCGCAAUUCAGUUAGUGUAGGUGGCUGCAAACUGCCGUCGGACUGGCAGCACUUUGUGUCCUCUUACAUUGCCAAUUAUCCCUCGCACACUUUAGAAGGAGAGAAUCUAAUAUGGACCCAAGACUGAUAACAUUGUCAGUGACUCCUGUCGCACAUAUAGUAAUUGCUGUUCCUUGCUUGCUUGCAGAAAAGGAAUUAUUUGAUUACAUUUACCAAAUUCAUUGAUAAGAACCUGAUCUUGCCAUAUGUAACAGUCAACCAGUUAUUUUGUGUGUGUUUCAAAUCUUAAUCAUUUAUUCAUUUUCCUCAUUCAAGAAAUUUGGGCUUGAGUUUAGGAAUUUCCUUAUUAUUAUUAUUAUUAUUAUUUUUUUUAACACAUUGAGACAGCUGUAUACUACUGUAUGGUUGUGUAUCUAAUGUCAACUAUUCUUCAUUUUACAGACCUCCAUUUGUUUCUACACUACUGCCAUUUGUAGUUUGGUUAUAAGUUAUACCUUUGGAAUUUAUAAUGGGAUCACAUUUGGAAUACAUAAUUUUUAGUAAACAUGGUGAUUAAAUAUUGAUUGGCUGUUUACCUUCCUUCCCCUCACUCCAAAGAGCAGAAAUAUAAUUGAUUGGUGGACCCCAUCCACAGUCUAAAUGGUUACUUUCACUGAUGGUCUACCAUCAGCUUUGCAGCAUCAUCGAUUUUUUAUUUUUAAGAUCGACUCCAACUUGUGUGCUCUGCACUACUUUUGUAAUAGCUCAUCUUAGGGGACCUUGGCUAGUGACAGCAGUAGACUAUAAUUAGCAGCAUCCAUCCUAAAUAACCUAUUAGACUCCAGCAAUCAGUAUUGUAUUUUAAAGGACCACUAAACAGGGCAAUAAAAUGUAUUCCGUCAUCCUCGCAAUAAUGCAAGAUUUAUGUAAAAGAACACUCAACCCCAAAAUUUAAUUUUUUAAGAUUUAAAUAAACACUCCAGUUGUUUCAUGUA
Messenger RNA from Pseudophryne corroboree (corroboree frog), 5242 nucleotides. It is a transcript of the gene KCTD1, whose product is annotated as potassium channel tetramerization domain containing 1. Gene Ontology annotation, biological process: protein homooligomerization; negative regulation of DNA-templated transcription. The coding region runs from base 155 to 2722 and encodes 855 amino acids. The transcript is spliced from 5 exons. Gene Ontology annotation, cellular component: nucleus. The record is from RefSeq and is a predicted model, not a curated record. NCBI's taxonomy places the organism in Eukaryota, Metazoa, Chordata, Amphibia, Anura, Myobatrachidae. Gene Ontology annotation, molecular function: transcription corepressor activity; transcription factor binding.